Messenger RNA from Echinops telfairi (small Madagascar hedgehog), 4776 nucleotides. It is a transcript of the gene LMBR1, whose product is annotated as limb development membrane protein 1. Gene Ontology annotation, biological process: signal transduction. NCBI's taxonomy places the organism in Eukaryota, Metazoa, Chordata, Mammalia, Afrosoricida, Tenrecidae. The record is from RefSeq and is a predicted model, not a curated record. Gene Ontology annotation, molecular function: transmembrane signaling receptor activity. The coding region runs from base 87 to 1559 and encodes 490 amino acids. The transcript is spliced from 17 exons.
GACGCCGUCAGAGCCGGGCCCGCUGGUGGGCGAUGGUGCGCCCGCGCGGGCGGCUACCGGCGGCGGGGCGGCGGGCAUGAACGAGAAUGGAAGGGGAGGAUGAGGUGUCCCUGCGGGAGCAGCAUUUCCACAGCCAAGUGCGGGAGUCCACGAUAUGUUUUCUUCUUUUUGCCGUUCUCUACAUUGUCUCCUACUUCAUCAUCAUAAGAUACAAGAGGAAGGCAGAUGAACAAGAAGAUGAAGAUGCAAUAGUCAACAGGAUUUCGUUGUUUUUGAGCACGUUCACUCUAGCAGUUUCAGCUGGUGCUGUUUUGCUUUUACCCUUCUCAAUAAUCAGCAAUGAGAUCCUGCUUUCUUUUCCUCAAAACUACUAUAUUCAAUGGCUAAAUGGCUCCCUGAUUCAUGGUUUGUGGAACCUUGCUUCUCUGUUUUCCAACCUCUGCUUAUUUGUGUUGAUGCCCUUUGCCUUUUUCUUUCUGGAAUCAGAAGGCUUUGCUGGUUUGAAGAAGGGAAUCCGAGCCCGCAUUUUGGAAACUUUGGUCAUGCUGAUUCUUCUUGCCCUUCUUAUUCUCGGAAUAGUGUGGGUAGCCUCUGCACUCAUUGAUAAUGAUGCUGCCAGUAUGGAAUCUUUAUAUGAUCUCUGGGAGUUUUAUCUACCUUAUUUAUAUUCCUGUAUAUCACUGAUGGGAUGUUUGUUGCUUCUCUUGUGUACACCAGUUGGUCUUUCCCGUAUGUUCACAGUAAUGGGUCAGUUGUUAGUGAAGCCAACAAUUCUGGAAGACUUGGAUGAACAGAUUUAUAUUAUUACUCUUGAGGAAGAAGCACUCCAGAGACGACUAAAUGGAUUAUCUUCAUCAGUGGAAUACAGUAUAAUGGAGUUAGAACAAGAACUUGAAAAUGUGAAAACUCUGAAGACAAAACUGGAAAGGCGAAAAAAGGCUUCAGCAUGGGAGAGAAAUUUGGUCUAUCCUGCUGUUAUGGUCCUUCUUCUUAUUGAAACGUCCAUCUCCGUCCUCCUGGUGGCUUGUAAUAUUCUUUGCCUGUUGGUUGAUGAAACCGCAAUGCCAAAGGGAACCAGGGGCCCUGGAAUAGGAAAUGCCUCCCUUUCUACUUUUGGUUUCGUGGGAGCGGCACUUGAAAUCAUUUUGAUUUUCUAUCUUAUGGUGUCCUCUGUGGUUGGUUUCUAUAGCCUUCGAUUUUUUGGAAACUUCACCCCCAAAAAGGAUGACACAACUAUGACAAAGAUCAUUGGGAAUUGUGUAUCAAUCUUGGUUUUGAGUUCUGCACUGCCUGUGAUGUCAAGAACACUGGGAAUCACUAGAUUUGACCUACUUGGAGACUUUGGAAGGUUUAAUUGGCUGGGAAAUUUCUAUAUUGUAUUGUCCUACAACUUGCUCUUUGCCAUUGUGACCACAUUGUGUCUGGUCAGAAAAUUCACUUCUGCUGUACGAGAAGAACUUUUCAAGGCCCUAGGGCUUCAUAAACUUCACUUAUCCAAUGCUCCAAGAGAUUCAGAAACAACAAAACCUUCUGCAAAUGGACAUCAGAAAACACUGUGAGAUACACAGUGAGCAACUUUCUGCACUCAGAGAGCGAAGAACUCCAAACUCAUGACAUUCCUGUCGGUGAUGCCAAUGCUUCCUACUGAUGGUGGUUUAUAUUUAGGGUCGGCGUCACUUUUUCAUAAUUGACUGAGAACUUAACCAUUGCCGAUCUUUUUAAACUUUGACUUUGCAGUAGUUUCCAGUGAAAUCUAGAUUCCUUCAAGAGGUGUGUAACAGCAGUUUUCUGUGGACACAUUUGCUUGCAUCGCUAAAUAGAAUCGUUCACAGGAAAAAAAACCUUUUGCCUACCAUGAAACUGUUAGAAAAGGCAAACUUUGGGACUUUCUAAGGAGUCAUUUAAAUCUCAUCUUAUACUUUGUCAAAAUGUAUAGAUCUACACACAAGCAUCCUUUAUUUGAAGUGAUGGUUCUACAGGGAAAAAAAUUCAGUUUUCAGAUGCAGUAACAAUUGCUUAGAGUGCACUGAAUUUCAGUGGGUGUAUUGAAACUGUAAUUAUUGCCACUUAUCUUCAUGUCCUUAGGAAAAACAAAAGCCUAGCCUCUGAUUCAUGUUACUGAUAUUGAUUAGACUUUGAGACAAUGGAAAAUACUAAUUUCUUUAAAAAUAAGCCUUGGUAGGAAGCUACAAGAAUAUCUUACAUUGUACAGAGUGAUUAGCUGUGGUAGAAGUUAUUAUGUAAUCCUAAGUCUAUGAAAGUUGAUAUGUAUGGAAUUCAAUAUUACCUCUAAUAACAUAGUUGCCAGUGUUGAACACACUUGUAACUUAGAUUUUGCCUUAUAGGCUAUAUGUACACUCAGUUGCUUUGUUGUUGUUGUUUUUGUUUUUAGAGUUUACUUUUUAAAAAGUCACUUAAUUCUCUGUGCUUUGUGACUCUUAUGAAAAAUAUAAAUGCUCACUAAUAGAAGACACUCCUUUCAUCACAGUCUUUGGGUUUGGGUUACUUUGUGUAUGCCAAUUCAAAUGAUACAAGUUUACCAUUUUAAUACCCCAAACUCCCAUGUCAGCAUUCAUGAUGGAACAAUAGUUUUGGAGUGAGCUGAUAAUCAUUCAGCUCUUAAACUGUCAAUCAUUUUUGGGCUGGGUUUUUGACUUUAAGUCCACGGAAUAAAAUCACUUUAAACUUUAAAUUGAAAUUUAAACUCUGUGUUAACACCCACCAGGAUGGAUACCUAAAAUUUUGCAUGCAAAAGAUAUGAGAUGGACCCACGUACACACAAAAUCCAUAGUUAUGCAAUUUAUAUAAAAAUGUAUGUUCACACGCACUGUGUGUAUGAUAGUAUUGUCUGUGUUCAGACAAAAGUAAAGGAAAGUUUUUCUUAAAUUGUUGAAAAAAAAGAUUUUUGGAAAAAAGCAAGCAGAACAGGCAAUAUGCAGUUCUACCCUGUCCUGCAGGGUUGCUGUGAAUCAACAUCGACUCCAUGGCAGUGAGUUUGGAAUUUUGGUUUUAUGUAUUUGACAUCAAAACUUGCACAUAGAACUGAAAUAAUAUUUGAAAGUUUGUUUUUAUAUUUAUAAACUCCAUCUAGUAUAUCUGCCUGUGUAUACAUCUAUAUUCUUUUCUGGGCUUCUCUUUUAACAUUAAAGCUUGGUUUUAAAAUAAAAGAAUAUUUUGAUUCUAAGCAACACUCAGUAAACAUGACUAGUCAAAAAUUUGUGGAUUUCUCAACAGUGCAGUUGAUCUCCAUAUACCUGGACACUAAUAAAAAUUGGCUGCUUUCUCAUUUCACUGUUAAUUUUACCUAUUUAAGCAUUGAUUUCAUAUUUUGAUUUUACUGAGCUUGGGAUCCCUGCUGUGAGCAGACCAAAUCAGAGAAAAGAAAUUACCCCAGGUGUGUACUCAAGACUUUUACUCUAAAUUCAGGGCAUGCUCAAAAGAGUUCUUGAUUUUUAUAAGAUUUCUGAAAACUUGGAGUAAAAUAUUAAACUUUUCAAUGUUUUUAUCAACUUUUUUAUUUAUUUGAAAGUUUCUUUCUCUUUGAAGACUUAAGCCAGGUUUGGCCCAGUAACCUUAGUUAAAAUGUGUUAUAAAUCCCUGCAACUUUUAUUGAAUACUGUCUUUAUUGCUCUUGAAACUGAUGAGGUGUAAUGUGAAAGGAUAAUUUUAAAGAGUGAUUCUCUGAUACCUUUUAUAUAAACACAUUGUUAAAUACUCGAUCUACUUUAUAAUCCCAGUAACUUCAGGCUCUAAAAACAUCUCCUAUAUUUUUGAUCACAUACAGCAUAAUUUUUUUCCCCUUGAGAUUUACUUCAAAUACAGGUGCUUCCUUCCAUUGGACAUAUGGCAGUGGCUGGUUUGUAUGAAACAUAGGACAAAAAUGUAUGGCAAACUACUGACCCCUGUCCAAGCAAUAAGUGUUACUCUGAGGAUCUUCCUUCUGCUGCAGCGUGAUACACCAAUGAGAGGAGGAGGCAGAUAAACCCUCUAAGAGAGUACAACUGCCGGUGCAUUUACCUUUGGCAGGCCACGUGUAAGGGACUGAAUUAAGUCAAUUGGGUCCUUUUAUGUCUUCUCACCUCUAAUAUCUAUUUUUAAAGACAUUAGGCGCUGAAUCACAAAGUUUCUUGAGACUGAUUUUUAUCAAUUUAUUUUGUGACAUUUCAACAUUUCAAUGAAUUACCUUAAAAUUAGUUUUACAGAUCAUAGCUCUUGUCAUAACUUCUUAGGAUUUUCCAAGUUAUUUCCUUAAAUAUAUUUCCUUAGCUGUAUGAUAAUUCUAUAUUAAAACAGACUUGUUCUAAAUAUGAGACUUAAUGUGAAAAUUAUGCAUACACAAAGACAGUAAAACAUUAGCAACUAAGCUUGCUACACUGAGAAUUUAUUAGUGGAUACUGAUGAAGCCUUCUGAAUUGGUUUGAAUCUUAGGUGUAUUAAAGGUGCAUAUAUAACCACUCUUUCUAACAUCAGCAUCUGCCUUAGUAACAGUUCAGGAUAAUUACAGUCAACACAAAGGGUUAAGUCACUCAAAUGUUCGUGUAGGAUUUUUUUCCUUGUUGUUAGUACAAAAUUUACUGCACAAAAGUUGAAUUCUCAGACAAAACGUAUUGACUUUGUAAACUCUAAAUAUUAGUGUUUUAAUGUUAGGAAGCAUAUGUAAAUUGUUUUUGUUUAUAACUUCCACUGUGAAAUUGUCAUCUAGUCUGAUUUGUUUCUAUAAAAUACAUUGUUUUAGUUUUUAAAUGCUUUAAAAAUUAAAGUUUUGUAAAAAAGUGA